AUGGCAUCAGGUUCAUCGCCACCAACGCAGAUGCUCUAUGCAUGUAUAGCCCACGAGACCACGAUACUGACAGAGCACACGUCGCCUGGGACCUCCGCAGCCUCCGCAUGCUCGCUGGCCUCGGUCAUCCUGCCUAAGAUAUCCCACUCGACACCAGCGAAGCUUACCUAUACGCACGACAAGCUCUUCGUACACUACAUCGCAGACUCGCCGUCCUCAUCGUCAAACGCCCCAGAUGAACAAAUCAGCAGUCACGCUGCUGUCACAUACUUGGUGGUCGCACAGGCUGAACUUGGAAGACGGGUGCCGUUUGCCUUCCUGCUCGAUAUGAAGAAGAAAUUCCUGGACAAAUACCCGCCAGAAGACACCAACUUCCAGUCUCUGCCGGCAUACGGGUCUGCGGCGUUCAACACCCAACUGAAGUCGAUGCUGCAGCAGUACAACGUGGGACCGCCCAGCGAUUCGUUGACGAAUGCUCGUCGUGAGAUUGACAGUGUCAAAGAUAUCAUGACGGAGAAUAUCGAGCGCGUACUGGAACGUGGCGAACGGAUUGACCUCCUUGUCGACAAGACCGACCGACUAGGAGGCAGUGCUCGAGACUUCCGCGUAAGAAGCCGUGGUCUUCGGCGGCAGAUGUGGUGGAAGAAUGUUCGAGUCAUGGCGUUGCUCAUCGUCGUGGUCAUUUUCUUACUCUACCUGUUCGUUGGCUUUGGCUGUGGGCUUCCUGCUUGGGGCAAGUGCAUAGGCUGA
Cyphellophora attinorum is the source of this 750-nucleotide messenger RNA. RefSeq lists its product as uncharacterized. The transcript has 2 exons. Gene Ontology annotation, cellular component: membrane. NCBI's taxonomy places the organism in Eukaryota, Fungi, Ascomycota, Eurotiomycetes, Chaetothyriales, Cyphellophoraceae. Gene Ontology annotation, biological process: vesicle-mediated transport. Bases 1 to 750 code for a protein of 249 amino acids. The record is from RefSeq and is a predicted model, not a curated record.